UCUCCCGGACAUGUUCCCGUCUUUGGCUGAAGAUAACAUUUUCACAUAUUUGAGUGCUGAGUAGAGUCACAGGGAAAAUGAAACUGUUUUUCCCCCUUCUUUGGCAGUGGGAUGACAUCCAAGGACUUGUACACAGUAGACAAGUGCUCUACCACAGAGCCCUUUCAAUUUUUUUUUUUUAAUUGGAGACAAAGUCUCACUAAGUUUCCCAGCCUGCCCCACUCACCACUCACGGAACCCAGUGUGGCCCAGGAGGUGCCUGGGCAGUGCGGCCAGAGCUGCUCCCCUGAGCCCACCCAGUUUGUGAUUUCUCUGUCUCAUUGUCUAGAGCAGCUAGGCUUUGAAGUGUGCCACCACACCCAGGAGGAAAACGAAAGUCCUGAAGGUGAUAAAAGGGCAGCGAGCAGUCAGUGCCACAUGAUACAGCCAGACAGAAGGAUGCCUGCCACGUCCAGUCCAAGACUUGGAGACCUGAUCGAGAUUGAUCGCACUGGCUACGCUCACUGGGCUAUCUAUGUGGGAAACGACUAUGUGGUUCAUCUGGCUCCCCCAAGUGAAUUUGCGGGGGCUGGUUCUUCCAGCAUCAUGUCUGUUCUGACUGACAGAGCCAUAGUGAAGAAGGAGCUGCUGUCCCAAGUGGCCAAGAACAAUGCCUACCGAGUCAAUAACAAAUACGACAAGAAGUAUACACCACUGCCUAUCAACAAAGUCGUCAAGUCGGCUCUGGAGCUGGUAGGGAAGGAGCUACCGUAUUCAGUGACCCACAUGAACUGUGAGCACUUCGUGACUAAGCUGCGCUAUGGAGUUCCGCUCUCUGAACAGGUUGAAGAAGCGGCCACAAACAUAGCUGUGGGAGCAGGUGUCCUGGCUAGUCUAGGAUUAAUUGGGAUCGUCCUGUCUCGAACCAGGCGGGAAAAGCAAUGAAAUCAACGCAUUGUCUUAAUGACACCAGCUAAUAUGCAGUAAUCUUGCUUAGCCAAGGGUUUGCUUCAUUGAUUUCACUCUUUGGUGAUCACAGAUGCUUAUUUUAAUGGAUCUAAAUAAAAGCAUAGAAAUAUUAUAUUUGUGGGAAUAAUUAAUUGAAUAUGAAUUCUUCUUUUUGGUUUUCCAAAUUUGAUUCCCUAUGGGUUUAAAAAUUUCAUUUAGCUAAUAAUAGAUGUGUAAAAUUUUAGGUAUUCUUUUGGUCAGAUCUGGGAAAAUCUCAAUCAAAUGUUUGCAUGUGCAUACUGUAAAAGCUCAGGUUAUCAACAUUUCCUCUUUGUGCAGUGUCUGAUCUUAUAUCUCUAUGGAUUGAUCUACGAAUCAACCUAUUUGUGACUGACAUUCUUGUUACAGUGGCCUCCUAUGCGUUGGGCCAUCUUUGACUGUGUCAGUGUUUAAUGUCAAAUCAGGCUUUUCCACAUAUUUAUAUGAUUCAUUAUAUUGUAUUAAUUGGAUUAGCAAAUAAUUCAUAGACCUUUGUUACUUUUGCUUGAAAAUUCCUUUUCUUAAUGUGUUCUGCUAUUGUAUAAUUUCAAACUUUGGCUGCAAUUUGCAUCUCAAUGUCAGAAUAAUUUACAUUGAAAUUAUAGCGCAUUUGACCUUACUUUUGGUAUUUCAUUAAUUUUAUUGUUUACCUUUUUAAUCCUUUAAUAAAAAUUUUAGCUGAUUUA
Molecule: messenger RNA, 1652 nt
Organism: Chinchilla lanigera (long-tailed chinchilla)
Lineage: Eukaryota; Metazoa; Chordata; Mammalia; Rodentia; Chinchillidae
Product: HRAS-like suppressor 2
Exons: 4
Coding region: 112-924 (270 amino acids)
Biological process (GO): N-acylphosphatidylethanolamine metabolic process
Cellular component (GO): cytoplasm
Molecular function (GO): A2-type glycerophospholipase activity; glycerophospholipid phospholipase A1 activity
Source: RefSeq, a predicted model, not a curated record